Messenger RNA from Camarhynchus parvulus, 1049 nucleotides. RefSeq names its product mitochondrial ribosomal protein L30 (gene MRPL30). The transcript is spliced from 5 exons. Gene Ontology annotation, molecular function: structural constituent of ribosome. Bases 363 to 848 code for a protein of 161 amino acids. The record is from RefSeq and is a predicted model, not a curated record. Gene Ontology annotation, cellular component: mitochondrion; large ribosomal subunit. Gene Ontology annotation, biological process: translation. NCBI's taxonomy places the organism in Eukaryota, Metazoa, Chordata, Aves, Passeriformes, Thraupidae.
AGGGCCACCCCGAGCCCCGGCGGCGGCGCCCGGCCCGGUACCUUUCAUCGCCUGCAGCAGGAGGUCGAUGCCCUCCUGGUAACACACCAGCGACUCCUGGAACCGGGACGCCACGUCCAGCUGCACCGCCCGCUUCAGCGUUUCCGCCCCGGCCCGCUCCAGCGCGGCAGUGCCAUCGUUCCCUGCCCGCGACAUGGACAGGGACGGGGACACGAACCGCAGGGCUCCCGACGGGAACGGGACGGGGAGCGGGGACUGGGCGAGGGAACGGAGGGGAGGUGCCGCACCGUUGUCCUUCCGCCCGCUCGGAACUGAAGUGCCGCGGCACCGGUGACCGCCCGGGACGAAGGGUGCGCACGGAGAUGGCGGCCGCGGCGGGCCGGGCGGGCCUGGGGCUUGCGGGCCUCGGGAAGGUGCUGGGGAAGAGGAUGGAGGGGAUGGCGUCCCCGGUGUGGGUUCGUUGUCUCUUUACCAGGUCCAAUAUUCCAGACUCGGUAUUUCAGCCACGGCCUGGAGAUCAUGAGAAGUAUGGAGGUAACCCUGAGGAGCCCCACAAAAUCCAUGUUAUUACUAGAAUAAAAAGUGUCAUUGGUCGCCCAUACUGGGAAAAGAAGAUAAUCCGUGAUCUGGGACUGGAUAAAGCACAUCAGCCAAGACUGCACAAAAAUAUCCCUUCUGUGAAUUCCAGACUGAAAGUUGUUAAACAUCUGAUAAGAAUACAGCCACUGAAGCUCCCCCAUGGGCUGCCAACAGAAGAGGAAUUGUCCAGCACCUUUCUGACAACCAGGGGAGAGCUUAUCAUUAAAAAGCGCCUGAAACCUGUGGAGCAGAAAGAAAUGAAGGCAUAAGGUGUGCUGGUUGGAUUUAGGUUUUAUAAAAUAAAUACUUUAAAUCCCCAGUUAAGAGUUUGUGUAUGAAAAGUAAAUAUUCUUACUCUGGUAUGAAUGGCAAAGGUGGUACUGAUGCUUAAAGAAGGAUUGCAGGUGUACAGAUACAAAAUUCAAUGUUGUUAAUAGUUACCUGAAAUAUUAAAUGAAUUAUAGGCUCUC